Molecule: messenger RNA, 1092 nt
Organism: Exophiala spinifera
Lineage: Eukaryota; Fungi; Ascomycota; Eurotiomycetes; Chaetothyriales; Herpotrichiellaceae
Exons: 2
Coding region: 1-1092 (363 amino acids)
Cellular component (GO): cytoplasm
Molecular function (GO): GTPase activity
Source: RefSeq, a predicted model, not a curated record
AUGCCAUUUGCUCAACUCGUCAUCGGACCCCCGGGGGCCGGCAAGUCGACAUACUGCAACGGCAUGCAGCAGUUCAUGGGCGCCAUCGGGCGCAAGUGCAGCGUCGUCAACCUGGACCCGGCCAACGACGCGACGGGGUACGCGGCCGCGGUCGACGUGCGCGACCUCAUCACCCUCGAGGCCAUCAUGGGCGACGAGGACGUCGGGCUCGGCCCCAACGGCGGCGUGCUGUACGCGCUCGAGGAGCUCGAGGAGAACGCCGAGUGGCUCGAGGACCGCCUGGCGCGGCUCGGCGACGACUACGUCCUGUUCGACUGUCCUGGCCAGGUCGAGAUUUUUACCCAUCACGCGAGUCUGAGGAGGGUGUUUGCGAGGCUGGAGAAGAUGGGAUAUAGGCUAGUCGUCGUCAACUUGAUCGACUCGUACGCCCUAACACUACCAUCAUUAUACAUAUCCACACUCCUCCUCUCGCUGCGGAGCAUGCUCCAACUCGACAUGACGCACAUCAACGUGCUGACCAAGAUCGACAAUCUCUCCAAAUACCCACCCUUACCGUUUAACCUGGACUUUUACACUGAGGUACAAGACCUGUCGUAUCUACUACCCAGUCUCGAAGCAGAGUCGCCCAUGUUCGGGCAGGGGAAGUUCGCCGCGCUGAACGAGGCCAUCGUCAAUCUCGUCGAGGAGUUUGGGCUGGUCGGGUACGAGACGCUCGCGGUCGAGGAUAAAAAGAGCAUGAUGUCGCUGCUGAGAACGAUCGAUCGCGCAGGCGGCUACGCUUUUGGUGGCGCAGAGGGCGCGAACGAUAGUGUCUGGCAAGUCGCGGUUAGAGAGGGAAUGGGCGGGAUGAGCAUUCAGGAUAUCCAAGAGAGGUGGAUAGACAAUAAGGAGGAGUGGGAUGAGAAGGAAAGAAAUGAGUGGGAAGAGGAGCAAAAGAGGAGGGAAGAGGAGUGGGAGAGUGGAAUGCAGCAGCAGGGGGGAGAUGAUGCAGGCAUGGACUUGGAUGGUCUGGACAUACCGAGGAUAAUGGGAGACAGUGGUGUGAAGGUUAGAAGGAAGGGGAAGACCGAGCCUGACAAUGGAGUGUCGUGA